This is a messenger RNA of Saccharomyces eubayanus, 3225 nucleotides long. It is a transcript of the gene KIC1, whose product is annotated as putative serine/threonine protein kinase KIC1. Gene Ontology annotation, biological process: protein phosphorylation. The record is from RefSeq and is a predicted model, not a curated record. Lineage: Eukaryota; Fungi; Ascomycota; Saccharomycetes; Saccharomycetales; Saccharomycetaceae. Bases 1 to 3225 code for a protein of 1074 amino acids. The transcript has a single exon. Gene Ontology annotation, molecular function: ATP binding; protein serine/threonine kinase activity.
AUGAUGGCCAAACCGCAAAAUGGGAAGCAGGGCCUGUCUGAAGGGGAGAUGGACGUGAGCUCGCUGUUUAAGAGGACGGAAGUUGUUGGACGAGGGAAGUUCGGUGUAGUUUACAAGGGCUAUAACGUGAAAACAAGACGAGUGUUCGCCAUCAAAGUACUAAAUCUAGACUCUGAUUCGGACGAGGUAGAAGACGUGCAGCGGGAGAUCCAGUUUCUGGCGUCGCUGAAGCAAAUUCCCAAUAUCACGCGGUACUAUGGGUCGUAUUUGAAAGAUACCAGUCUUUGGAUCAUAAUGGAAUACUGCGCUGGUGGGUCUCUUCGUUCGUUGCUAAGACCAGGCAAAAUUGACGAAAAGUACAUUGGGGUUAUCAUGAGAGAACUGCUUGUGGCUUUGAAAUGCAUUCAUAAAGAUAACGUCAUUCAUCGGGAUAUUAAAGCUGCUAACGUAUUAAUCACAAACGAAGGUAAUGUCAAGCUGUGUGAUUUCGGUGUUGCUGCACAGGUAAACCAAACUUCUUUGCGACGUCAAACCAUGGCCGGGACGCCAUAUUGGAUGGCACCGGAAGUGAUCAUGGAAGGUGUUUAUUACGACACCAAAGUAGACAUAUGGUCUUUAGGUAUAACGACAUACGAGAUUGCUACAGGGAACCCGCCAUACUGUGACGUAGAGGCCUUGAGAGCCAUGCAGUUGAUUAUAAAAUCGAAACCACCGAGAUUAGAGGGCAGAUCGUACAGCUCCUCGCUGAAAGAAUUUAUUGCCCUUUGUCUCGAUGAGGAUCCUAAGGAAAGAUUGUCGGCAGAUGAUCUUUUGAAAUCAAAAUUUAUCAAGAACCAUAAGGCUACUCCGACUUCUAUUUUGAAGGAACUGGUAUCAAGAUAUUUGCUUUUCAGAGACAAAAACAAAAGCAUGUAUAGGAUCGAGGGGAGUAUGCCAGAGAGCGAACUAUCGAAACCGACCGAGGCUCAAAGUUCAUCACAAACCAGUGGGGGUAAUGAAGCACAAAGACCAGCGAAAUCAUCUGAGUAUGAACUCAAGAUGGCGAACGAAGGAGACGUGGAAACCAAAUGGGAUUUCGAUUCCUUGAGUUCGUCGGAUUACAUUAUCGAGAAUAACAUCAAUCUCGAUGUUCUUGCUGAAGAUACGAACAACGAAUGGGCGACUGCACAACACGAUCAGUUUAACUAUGCGUACCCCGACGAAGAUUCUUAUUACUUCGACCCAACAAAUCAUAAUACCAGACCACUAGUUUAUCAAGGGACUACCAUAGGCAAAGGCUAUUCUGGUACAAUAGCACAGAACUCCACUCUAAACGCUCCCGUAACAACUAAUUACACAAAUUCAAAAUACCCUUCCAAGAUGGUAGCUGGAACUACAAACACUUCUGGAACUCACACUAAUGGUCCGAUGACAUCUUCCAAAAAACUAGAGAAUAAAGCUCCAAAGCAGUUGCUCGAGCUUUUCGAAGACAACGACAUCAUUACUGGUGAAAAUGAUAUGAACGCCGAAGCUCCUAAAAUGAACAAGUCUAUUUCUUCUUUGAAUGCCGGUAACAAUUCGAGAGAAGAUUUCGUACCCUCCAAUGAGGUCAACGGGAAUAUGAAUAGCAACAAGAUACGGCCGCAUCUCCCACCUUUAUCAAAUGGGAAUAACUAUUACAGCCAAAGUACUCCUGCUUUGCCACUACUCCAAACAAAGUUUAACAAGACAUCAAAGGGGCCCCCAACAAGCGGGUUAACAACAGCCCCAACAUCUAUUGAGAUUGAAAUUCCAGAAGAACUACCGGAUAGUGCCUUACCGACACCCGCAAGCGCUGAUCCGGUUUUAAUUACAAGCACAAAGGCAAGGUCCUCUACAAUGACAGCUGGUACAUCACCGUCCUCCACCUCAGCACAAUAUAAGCCAGUCCCAAGCGUGUCGAGGCGAUUGACAGUAAGUACUAAUAGGCCAGAUCAUAGUCCAAGCAUGAUAGGAGGUCAGAAAUUAACCGCAACGGCCUCCACCACUGCAAUCAGCACGCUUGCUACUAGCAGCAGCAUCUACAACAACAGUAAUAGUGCCGAUGAUGAAACAUCAAGAGGAAGCAGCGGUAGUAAUACUGCAAACAGCAUACAGAUGAGCAUAACUAACUCAAGUAAUACAACAAAGUUGUCAACUCAUAAAGCUUCGUCUCCUUCAAGACCGCUACUGGGAACGGGUACUUCUCCCAAUAGGAAACCAGCAAAUUCGCCUACACAAAAUAUCAAUCAUAACGGUAUUCACACAAAUCUUGGGGUUCCUCCUACGAUGAAACCGAUGGUCAAUAGCAAGGAUAGCAAAGAUAUUCUUUUACAACCUUUGAAUAGUAUAACUAGCUCUUCUACCAUCAACACCACUAAUAGCAAUGGUGGUAAUAGCACGACGAGUUUGAAUCAUUUCUCUAACGAAAAGGAAAAUUCAAGAGUUAACGGCGACUUCAAACGUAAUAACCCAAACUUAAAACUACAAAUGCCAUUACCUACGCCUGUUGUAAGAAACAAAUUACUGGAUCCGAAUAUAGCAGCUCCAUCGAAUACCAAUGGUAUGCCAGGAAGUGCUGGCAUAUGUACGAACGAAAACAUUAAUCAGUUUGGAUUCAAUACAAGUAGCGCGUCCAAUAUUCCUGUGUCAAUGACUCCAAUAAGUGAAAAGCAUAUUGAUUUUGGAAGCAAGAUUAAGAGAAGUCAGAGUAUCUCCAAUAGGAAGAACUCUUCUGCUUCGGAACACCCAUUGAAUAUCCUUAACUCAACUGUUCCCGGCAAUCCCUGUGGCACCAAUAACAAUAACACCGGCGCUAACAACAACAUUUCUCUUGCUCUUAACACGGGUGUCGCUGGAACCAACACUAAUGCCACUGCCGCCACCAUUCCAAGUUCUACCACAGCUGCCACAACUGCUCCAAUUUCUCAACAGAGUAUUCAACCGGGAACCCAAUCCAAUCAUAUUUUGAAUUCUACUACUGCUGUUGCGAACCCAACAAAUUUGCUAGGCCUAGCGAUGUAUCCUCCACCACAGAGUUUACAAAUGGAGAUGUUUUUGGACUUAGAAACGAGUCUAUCAGGAAAACAAAGACGGAUAGACAGGAAACCUCAAGUUCUGAAGGAGCUAGAAAAUCUUUUACAGAUGUUUGAGGAGGGACUCCCUUGUAUCGAACAUGCUUUGAAGGAGCAACUCACGUCAACGCCCAUCAAGGACAAUGAGCAUUAG